Molecule: messenger RNA, 810 nt
Organism: Penicillium psychrosexuale
Lineage: Eukaryota; Fungi; Ascomycota; Eurotiomycetes; Eurotiales; Aspergillaceae
Product: CAZyme family AA3
Exons: 1
Coding region: 1-810 (269 amino acids)
Molecular function (GO): flavin adenine dinucleotide binding; oxidoreductase activity, acting on CH-OH group of donors
Source: RefSeq, a predicted model, not a curated record
AUGGCUUUUGUUUCCAACGGCUCUGAGUACGACUUCAUCGUUGUCGGCGGUGGUACCGCUGGCAAUGCAAUUGCUGGUCGCCUUGCUGAGAACCCCAACGUCCGCAUUCUGGUCGUUGAAGCCGGCAUUCCCAACCCUGAUCAGAUCGAGCAAAUUACGACCCCGUCGAAAGCUUUCACCCUUCGCGGAAGCAAGUACGACUGGGCGUACAAGACAACUAUGAUCAAGCGCGAUGAUUAUGAGCGUGUUGAAAAGCCUAACACUCGUGGAAAGGCUCUUGGUGGUAGUUCAUCCGCCAACUACUUCACCUGGAUUCCGGGCUCGAAGCCUACCUUUGACGACUGGGAGGCCUUCGGUGGCCAUGACUGGAAUUGGGAUUCCUGUGUGGAGUACCUCCGCAAAUGUGCCACCUACCAUGACGACGAGAAGCUGUAUCCGGCCGAACUGAGUAAGAUUGGAACCGGAGGCCCUCUGCAGAUCUCCCAUGCCGACUUGGUGCCGGAGAUGAAGCCGUUCCGUGAUGCACUCACUGAGGCCUGGGUUUCUAAGGGCCAGCCCCUAAGCGAGGAUAUCUACUCCGGCGAGAUGAAAGGUCUCACCCACUGUGUCGAUACCAUCCACCAGGGUGAGCGCCAGGGUAGCUUCCUUUACCUGAAGAAUAAGCCUAACGUGAUAAUCCUCUAUGGCGUUAACUCGAAGAAGCUGCUCAUUGACCCUGCCACACGCAUCUGCUCCGGUGUCACUGUGAUAAGUGAAGCUUCUGGUCACGAGAUCAGCGUCUACGCCCGCCGAGAAGUCAUUCUCUCUUAA